AACGCGGGCGGUGGCCAUGGGCAGCCGGGCCGCGACAACAUGGCGGCUCGCUGGCUGCAGCGGGCGCGGCGUCCUGCGCGACGCAGCGCGGCGGCGGGGCAGCUCGCUCCGAGGCGGUGGGGAACGGGCGGCGAGCCUGAGCGAGCUGCUGCAGAGCUCGGUGGGGGACGAGGAGCCGGGCGAGGGAGAGGCGGCGGGGGGGAGGCGGGAGCAGCGGUCUCCGCGGGAGGGCACAGUGCUGCUGUUCCCCGGGCAGGGCAGCCAGUUCGUGGGGAUGGGCCGCGGGCUGCUGCGCUACCCCGGCGUGCGGGACAUGUACCGCCUGGCCGAGAAGGUGCUGGGCUACGACCUGCUUUCGCUCUGCCUGGAGGGGCCGCGGGCCGAGCUGGACCGCACCCGGCACUGCCAGCCCGCCGUGUUCGUCGCCUCCCUGGCCGCCGUAGAGAAGCUCAACCACCUGCAGCCUAAGGUGGUGGAGAGCUGCGUGGCCGCUGCCGGGUACAGCGUGGGCGAGUUCGCGGCGUUGGUGUUCGCCGGAGCCAUGGACUUCGCGGAAGCACUCUGUGCUGUGAAGGUGCGUGCUGAGGCCAUGCAGGCGGCAGCGGAGGCCGUCCCCAGUGGGAUGCUGUCAGUCAUCGGCAGACGAGAGGCCAACUACAAAUAUGCCUGCCUGGAAGCCCGUAGGCACUGCGAGUCACUGGGCAUAGACAGCCCCGUGUGCGAGGUCUCCAACUACCUGUUCCCAGAUAGCAGGGUCAUCGCAGGGCACAUACAGGCUUUGGAGUUUUUGCAGGAGAACGCCUCAAAAUUCUACUUCACACGUACCAAAAUGCUUCCAGUCAGCGGUGCCUUCCACACACGGCUGAUGGAACCAGCAGUAGAGCCUCUGGCUGAGGUCCUGAAAUCCAUUGAAAUUCAAAAACCACUGAUUUGUGUCUAUUCCAAUGUUGACAGCAAAAAGUACAUGCACUCAAAGCACAUCCAGAAACUGCUGGUGAAGCAGCUCGUCUCACCCGUGCUGUGGGAGCAGACUAUGCAUUCCAUUUACCAGAGGAAGCAGGGAAUGGAAUUUCCAUACACAUAUGAGGUGGGUCCCGGUAAACAGCUGGGAGCAGUUCUCCGAAAGUGUAAUCUGAAGGCCUGGAGGCAGUACAGCCACGUGGGUGUCACAGAGGAAGAAGAAGCGGCGGAAACAUAAACAGCUUUUAGAGAAGAAUCCAUGCGACUUGUGCUUUCCGCAGUGUACAAAUGUCAGGCUCCUGAAAGGGGAAGUGUGAGACACCGAUGGCUCUUCACAGCAAGAGGAGCACCACGCGUCACCACGGGAGAUGUUCUUCACUGUGUGCCUUGGGUGUGGAGUGGGAGCUCAGCUCUCCCACCUGCACCAGGACUGCAGCUGUCAAUAAAUGCACCAAGCAGCUUUCUUCUUGGCCCGCAUCCUGCAUGCAGUGUCCUUGCUCUUUUUUUUUCCUUUAUGUAUUUUGAAUUAGUGUGAGAGGUGGGUGUGCGUACUCAAAUUACUGCCAGCAGUAGCACUGUCCGUGCAGGAUGUGCCUCCUGGAUUGCACUGUGCUGUCUGAUGCAGGCCUGAUGAUGCCCCGCUGAGGUAUGGGGCUCCUUUAGGUGACUCCAUCCCCAUGCAACCACUCAGUGCAGGGGUGCUCCCAUGCACUAAGCUGCCUGCUGUGAUGUUUGCCUCCAGCAAAUCCUUUUGUUUCUCUGUUGCCACCUAGCCAUCAAAUAAGGCAAAAUAUGUGGAUUUGGGUUGGUUUUGGUGGUUUUUUUUGGCAGAAGGGAUAUGUUUUUCCUAAGGUUUAAGCUAGCGGUAAACGAUAGAAGUGUUCUUGUUUUUUUAGAUGCUUCAGAGCAUGUAAUUGCUGGCAGGUAGUUCCCAUGUGGAAGGAGGCUGUUUUAUACGUAGCCGCUCAUUGUCACACCAAUGCUGGGUUACCUUGUAAGUCCCUGGCAGGGCUCAGAGUCAGAGCUGCUGCUGCAUCCUGGCUGUGUGUAGUGUAGGGCUGGCCAACCACUGGCUCACCAGCAGGAUUACAGGCUCCUUAUGCUGUUCUGGAACUUGUGACAAUUACAGGAUGCUCAGGAAGUCAGAUGAGCUUUGCUGUUUGUCUGGGAGAAGUGCUUAAAGCUCUAAGGAAAAUCAGAAAGCAGCCAUUUGUUAUGGAAUUGUGUACAAAAGUGCAGGCAAAGGCUGUGCUGUGGGUGCACAGCUGAGCAGUAGCUUUGGCUGAUCUUUGAUCUUGCUGUCUUUUUAGUUGUGGAAUUUUGUUAGUAUAGUGUUAAGUAGAUAUGUAGGAAAAGUAAAUAGGGUAGUGCUGAAAUGACCAUACGCACCUUCAUUAAUUGAUUAGGAACUGCAGAAUAAAUUCCAGUUACAGUAUGAAUUGGUUCAUUAGUUCAUGUUUCUGAAAAGCUCUGUCCUUAGCUGUGGUCAUUCAGCGGGGCGUCACUGAGCUGUUCUGUGAGCUGAUGAAGUGGGCAGCCGCCCCACCUGCCUGCACAAAUCCCAGUUUGGCACGUGGCAGCAUUACCUACCAGCAGAAUGCAGGAUUGUCUGCUUUGUUAUUGAGCUAUUGCAGACUGCCAAAUGUCAGGGUUACUGGGACAAAAGUGAUGUCAGUGAAGUCUUAUGUCAGAGGGGAUGUGUUACUUAGUCAGUGAAGCAUGGCAAACUCAGCAGUUGGUAGUUGGAAUAUUUCAGAUAAAUCUCAAUCCUAAACACCUAACGAUGAGCUGUGUUAGAAGUGUCUGAUUCCGUCUUGUAAGACCCAAAGCAGCUUGUGUAAUAGUUGAAACUCUAUAUGGCAUACUGGUGCCACUGAGUUGGGUUUUCAUAUAGUGCAUGAUGGUUUCCAGACUUUUUUAAAGUAACAUACUGGGGGUAAUUUUCCAGACCUGUAUUCUGUUUAUACUGUGCUUGCCAUAUAUCUGUAUAUAUAUAUGUGUGUGUGUGUGUAUACAUAUAAUCAGCAUGUUUUGCAUGGAAUAAAAGUUCUUUGGGAGAAACAUGAUA
Molecule: messenger RNA, 3028 nt
Organism: Coturnix japonica (Japanese quail)
Lineage: Eukaryota; Metazoa; Chordata; Aves; Galliformes; Phasianidae
Gene: MCAT
Product: malonyl-CoA-acyl carrier protein transacylase
Molecular function (GO): transferase activity
Source: RefSeq, a predicted model, not a curated record